Molecule: messenger RNA, 1638 nt
Organism: Triticum aestivum (bread wheat)
Lineage: Eukaryota; Viridiplantae; Streptophyta; Magnoliopsida; Poales; Poaceae
Product: wax ester synthase/diacylglycerol acyltransferase 11-like
Exons: 7
Coding region: 1-1617 (538 amino acids)
Biological process (GO): triglyceride biosynthetic process
Cellular component (GO): plasma membrane
Molecular function (GO): diacylglycerol O-acyltransferase activity
Source: RefSeq, a predicted model, not a curated record
AUGCACGAGAGGGACCUUGCCUCCCUGCAGAAUAUAUAUAUUGCACCUACCGAGUCCAGAGACGUUGCAAUUAACAAUCGAGAGUGGCCACUCGUGGAAGCAACAACGAACGUAGUCACUCCGUCAAGCCGUCCGCUCUCUGUCCACGUGCCAACGGAGAUGGAAUGUGCCGACCAUUCCAUGGCGGAGGAGCCCAUGAGUCCUACCGGAAGAGGUAUGGAAGAGAUGGGUAUCUGCAUCGUCCUCGUGAUGGGGCUCGGCACGCCGGUGAACCUGCCUGUCUUCCGUGCCGGCAUCGAAACAGAACUAGUUACUCGUCUGCCACGCUUCCGCUGUAUUCCAGUAAUGGACGAGUCCGCCAAGGAUGGCAAUCCGCGAUGGGUGCAAACGGCUGUAAAUGUGGACGACCACAUCGUCAUCCCAAGACUGGAUGCUGCUGCCGUGGCAUCCGAUCCGGAAAAGGCCGUGGAGGACUACGUGGCAUCGCUGUCCCUGCUCCCGAUGGACAUGUGUCGUCCUUUCUGGGAGUUCCACUUCCUCGACUUCCCAACCUCCGAGGCGGCCUCCACGGUGGUGCUCCGUCUGCACCACUCCAUUGGCGACGGCACGUCCAUCACGACGCUCCUUGUGGCAGCGUCGCGCAGCAUGGUCAAUCCAGCAAGGCUGCCAGCUAUGCCGCCACCACCCAAGCGCACGGGCGCGAUCUACCAGCUGCCGCCACGGCCUCCGCUGUCUUCGGGUGAUUACCUUGCGCUGUUCGCGUGGGUUUGGUCAUGUUUUGUGCUGGCUUGGCACACACUCGUGGACAUGACGUUGAUUGUUGCAACAAUCCUGUUCUUGAGUGACCCACCCACGCUCUUCACCCGUCCGCGGGAUGGUGGCGAGUCUCGUCGCCGCAAGCGUUUCGUGCAUCGUACCCUUAGCUUUGACGACGUCAAGCUCAUCAAUACUGCCAUGAAUUGCACUAUAAACGAUGUGCUAGUUGGUGUGACUUCGGCGGCUCUUUCACAAUAUUACUUUAGAAAGUCUGGUGAGAGUAAUACUAAGAGAAUUGGUUUGCGGUCAUGUGUCCUUGUCGACGCAAGGCCGGUGUCUACCAGACAAACAUAUGUUACCAGGGUAGAGACAGGAAAUCAACUUACCGGCCUCAUCUGCCCGUUUAAUAUAACCUUGAAAGAUGAUCCCCUUGAGUAUGUUCACGAGGCAAAAAGGUUCAUGAAUAGGAAAAAGAAGUCUUUAGCAGUGAUGCUCACACGAGUGAUUGGUGAAUUCUUAGUCAAAAACUUUGGUCUGAAGACAGGAAGAUUUAUCUUUCACCGCUUUUUAACACGUACAACCAUAAUAUUUUCGAAUGCAAUUGGGCCAGCUGAACAUAUGACGUUAUGUGGGCACCCAGUUGCCUUCAUGGCACCUAGCAUCUAUGGCCAACCACAAGCUUUGACUGUGCACUACCAUAAUUAUGGUAGUGAUAUCAAGGUAGUUCUCGCAGUUGAUGACGAACAAUUUCAAGAUUGUCAUCAACUUUUGGGUGAUUUUGUUGAGUCCAUCAGGAUUAUGAAGAAUGCGGCAGCCCUGAAGAUGUUGACAACUUCGAACCAUAACGGUGUGACUGAGUAAUAGAUAAUUGGAUAGGUGGAC